UUCUUGCCGCCAAUUUUUUCCCCGCGAGAAUGGCGACGAGUUAUGGCUGCGGAUUCCAAGCGACUGCCGUCCUAAACAGCUAAGAGAAACUUGGAAGAAGCUCUCACUUAAGUUUUGUGUCUGGAUGUUGUUCUCGUGAGAGCUUUGCUUUGGGGCGCAAUGGCAGAGCAAGGAGAAGUUCACGAGAAAUUAGAGGGUCAUGACACUAAAGAGCACAAGAUUUCCUUCCAUGAAGAAGACCACCAUGUCAAGAAAGAGUCUCUUCUCAAUGGGGAUCAAGCAGUAGCUGUGCCACUCAAGAAGCCUGUUCGCAUCGCUACACUGGACGUUUUCCGUGGCCUCACAGUAGCGCUUAUGGUGUUGGUGGAUGAUGCCGGUGGAGAGUGGCCAAGAAUCAAUCACUCGCCAUGGAAUGGAUGCACGCUUGCUGAUCUUGUGAUGCCAUUUUUUCUCUUCAUUGUGGGUGUAGCUAUCGCUCUUGCGUUAAAGAGAAUCCCGGACCAGGUGGCAGCAACACAAAAGGUCGUGAUAAGAACUCUCAAGCUUCUUUUCUGGGGACUGCUGCUUCAAGGUGGCUUUUCUCACGCACCGGACGAUCUAAGUUAUGGAGUUGACAUGAGGAAAAUUCGGUGGUGUGGCAUUCUUCAACGCAUUGCCUUUGGCUACCUGAUAGUUGCUCUGGUGGAGAUCGCUACAACCAAGAGCCGGUCGUUGGAAUUGCCAAAAGGACACUUUGGAAUUUUCAAGCUCUACAAAUGGCACUGGGCCUGCGCGUUGGCUGUUGUUAUAAUCUAUCACUCGGUUGCCUAUGGGCUCUACGUCCCUGACUGGCACUUCAUAGAUUCGGGUCAUCGUUUUGUUGUUCAAUGUGGUGUUCGAGGAGAUAUUGGCCCCGCUUGCAAUGCAGUUGGACAUAUCGAUCGCACGAUUCUUGGAAUCAAUCAUCUCUACCAAAGUCCCGAGUGGACAAGAACUCAGUCUUGUGAUUUGGAUUCACCGGCAGAAGGCGAUCCUCCCGCUAAUGCUCCAGCUUGGUGCAAAGCUCCAUUUGAACCAGAAGGGAUUUUAAGCUCAAUCUCGGCAAUUCUAAGCUGUAUAAUUGGGAUCCAUUAUGGACACGUCCUCAUACACUUCAAGGGACAUAUGAAGCGAGUUUUGCACUGGACGAUCCCUGCAGCCGCGCUUCUCGUCCUUGCAACUAUUCUCCACUUCACUCAUGCGAUUCCACUCAACAAGCAACUCUACAGCUUCAGCUACGUGUGCUUCACAGCUGGAGCUGCCGGAAUGAUUUUCUCGCUGCUCUACGUCGUGAUUGAUAUCUUUGGCAUCAACCAGCCGACUUUGAUCUUCCAGUGGAUGGGACUCAACGCAAUGUUCGUGUUUGUGAUGGCUGCCUCUGGAAUCGCUGCCGCCUUCGUCAAUGGCUGGUACUGGCACGAUCCCAGCAACAAUCUGGUAAACUGGAUCAAGAAGCAUGUUUUUGUAAACGUGUGGCAUUCCCAGCGAGUUGGAACGCUGCUUUACGUUUUGAUCGCAGAGAUCCUGUUCUGGGGACUCGUCUCUGGCAUUUUGCACUGGCGAGGUAUCUAUUGGAAACUCUGAAAUGAAAAUACUCCGCUUAAACUCGAGUC
This is a messenger RNA of Selaginella moellendorffii, 1631 nucleotides long. Its product is annotated as heparan-alpha-glucosaminide N-acetyltransferase. NCBI's taxonomy places the organism in Eukaryota, Viridiplantae, Streptophyta, Lycopodiopsida, Selaginellales, Selaginellaceae. The record is from RefSeq and is a predicted model, not a curated record. The transcript has 14 exons. Bases 160 to 1602 code for a protein of 480 amino acids.